UCCCCGGGCCGGCUGACCAUGCUCGGCCGCUCCCGGGUGUGAGGUGUGACCGGGCCGGGGCCGGGCCUGGCCGGGGCCGGGCAGGGGAGGCUGGAGCCGGCCGCUCACCAUGGGCUGCGCCCCGAGUAUCCAUGUGUCCCAGAGCGGGGUGGUUUACUGCCGGGACUCGGACGGUUCCAACUCCCCGCAUCAAACCACCGCGGCCUCCCAGCAGAGCGGAGCCCUGGCAGGCUUCCUCAUCAGGACAGAGCGCUCCAGCUCCGGCUCUGGCUGCCGGCCCCUGGCCAACAAGGAGCAGCGGGACCCCGGCCACAGCAUCCAGGAGGAGAGCCAGGCCAACCGGAGCCGGGCCAAGGGAGCAGUGACUGAAGUUCAGUUUGGACCAAUGAAGAUCCAUCAGGAUCCCAUUCAGGUACUUCUAGUGUUUGCCAAGGAAGAUAGCCAGAGUACUGGAUUCUGGUGGGCGUGUGACAGGGCGGGGUACAAGUGCAAUGUGGUACAGACGCCAGAGGCUGCACUGGAAUGUUUCUUAGACAAGGAUCAUGAGAUCAUCAUCAUAGAUCAUAGACAUUCCACAUACUUUGAUGCAGAAGCGCUGUGUCGAUCCAUCAGAGCAACAAAGUCGUCAGAAAAUGCUGUCAUUGUUGCUGUUGCGAAACGACCACAAGGGGAUCAGGAGGAGAGCUCAGUGAUGCCACUAAUUGCUGCAGGCUUCACACGGUGGUACAUUGAAAAUCCCAGUAUCAUUGCCUGUUACAAUGAACUGAUCCAGUUGGAGUUUGGAGAAGUACGUGCACAGUUCAAACUGAGGGCAUGUAGUGCAAUCUUCACAGCUUUGGAACAAAGUCAAGAAUCAAUAGAAAUUACAAGCGAAGAUAAUAUUAUUCAGUAUGUGAAUCCUACAUUUGAAGUGAUGAUGGGCUACCAGCGAGAGGAAUUGAUUGGGAAGGAGCUAACAGAAGUGCCUAAAAGCGAUAAAAAUAAAACUGAUCUUUUAGACACGAUCAACUCCUAUAUUAAAAAAGGAAAGGAGUGGCAAGGAAUGUACUAUGGCAGAAAGCGAAAUGGAGACAGUGUACAACAAAAUGUGAAGAUAACUCCUGUCACAGGACAGGGAGGGAAAAUUAGACACUAUGUGUCUAUUAAGAGACCAUAUAAUGAAAACAAGGCUGACAAAUCUCAGUUAUGUGAUCGGGUUCAGGCCGAAUCCCAAACAGACAUCCAUACUUGUAAACACAAAGACAGGAGGAAAAGUUCAGAUGUCCGAUCCAACACUUCACGGGGGAGCGAUGGUAGCUCCCAAUUCAGAAGAUCCUCUAUUGCUAGGAUACAUUCCAUGACCAUUGAAGCUCCCAUUACCAAGGUAAUAAAUAUCAUAAAUGUUGCACAAGAGAGCAGCUCAGAGCCAGUGGCCGAAGCUUUGGAUCGUGUGCUAGAAAUUCUUCGAACCACAGAGCUAUACUCUCCACAGCUUGGAAACAAGGAUGAUGACCCACAUGCCAGUGAUCUGGUCGACGGGCUAAUGUCUGACGGUUUGCGGAGACUGUCUGGAAAUGAAUAUAUCUUCACCAAAAAUGCCCACACUACUCUCACUCAUCUUCAUAUUCCUGUCUCGCUCCAUGAUAUCCCCCCAAGGAUAACUGAAACGAUGGAAAAUGAGGAUUCCUGGGACUUUGAUAUAUUUGAAUUGGAGGCUGCAACACACAAAAGGCCUCUGGUCUACCUUGGAUUGAAAACAUUUUCACGCUUUGGAGUCUGUGAAUUUUUAAACUGUUCUGAAUCAGUAUUACGGUCCUGGUUACAAGUUAUUGAAGCAAAUUACCACUCCUUGAAUUCCUACCACAACUCAACGCACUCUGCAGAUGUGCUGCAUGCAACUGCUUAUUUCCUUUGUAAGGAAAGAGUUAAGCAAAGCUUGGACCGAACUGAUGAGGUGGCAGCUCUCAUUGCAGCCACAGUACAUGAUGUUGAUCACCCCGGCAGAACAAACUCUUUCCUGUGCAAUGCAGGCAGUGAACUGGCACUCCUUUACAACGAUACGGCAGUGCUGGAGAGCCACCAUGCGGCACUGGCAUUCCAACUGACUACACGGGAUGACAAGUGUAACAUCUUCAAGAAUAUGGAGAGGAAUGAAUACCGGACACUCCGACAAGCUAUUAUCGACAUGGUCCUUGCAACAGAGAUGACAAAACACUUUGAACACGUCAACAAAUUUGUAAACAGCAUCAACAAGCCUUUGGCUGGACUGGAGGAGAAUAGUUCUGGGAAUGGUGGCAGUAAUGAAGAUCCGUGUAAUAUCAUCCUCACCUCCCCUGAAAACCGAAUUCUAAUCAAACGUAUGUUGAUAAAAUGUGCGGAUAUCUCCAAUCCCUGCCGACCCCUGGACCUUUGUAUCGAGUGGGCUGCACGUAUUUCAGAGGAGUACUUUGCUCAGACCGAUGAGGAGAAGCGACAAGGGUUACCUGUGGUAAUGCCCGUGUUUGAUCGAAACACCUGCAGCAUUCCCAAGUCUCAAAUCUCCUUCAUUGAUUACUUUAUAACGGAUAUGUUUGAUGCCUGGGAUGUGUUUGCUGACCUGCCCAACUUGAUCCAGUACUUGGCAACUAACUUCAAAUAUUGGAAGUCUCUGGAUGAACAGAAGCUGCGCUCUCUCCGUCCUCCUGAGCAGUGACCAGGCCAUGAACUGCCCGGAUACAUUCAGACUCAUCGUCAUUUGUUCAAGUUCUGCACUGCUUUCCGUUGGAUUUAUUCAAAAUGAGGCAAAGCCAAAUGUGACAUCCCAAGGGAAAUAUGGAAGUAGGAAAGCUUUGCUGCUACUUGGCUGUCUGUUUUUACACUGGAUUGAUGCUGUGUAACCCUGCUCCAGUGUAAGUUCCCUAGCAGGACUGACAAGAAAAAAACAGUUUGUGUUUGACCCUCUGAAUCAGCUGCUGCAGAACAUUGUUACACAAUUUUAAAAACUCAGUCUAACAGUGUAGCUACUUUCUUUUUUAGUGUUGGGAAUGUAUUGGGUACCUGUGUGUUUAUUACGGAACAGUUUGAGUCAGAGAUUGUCUCAUCACCUGCACAGAGAGACCCACAAAACAAAUCUGUGCCACCAAGAAAUGCAAAGACAUGAAGGAAACCUCAGCAUGUAGUGAAAUGUAUCCUGUUUAUUUUUCAGAUCUAUUCGAAGAAGCACUCCCUCCUCCCUCAGCACUACUGAUCCUGGUUUAUAAGUUUGAAGAAAAAAAUAUAUAUAUGUGAAUCUAGGAGCAAAUGUUUAAAAAAAAAAGCUUUUCAAACAUGAUCAUUAACUAUUAUGAUUUAGAUGAUCUGUUUAUUUAUUUUGUUAGAUGUUUAAUAUUUUCUAUGAAUUUAUAUAAAUACUAAAGCCAAAGCCAACUUUCGAAUGACAUAAAUUGACUUGAUUCAGA
This is a messenger RNA of Carcharodon carcharias (great white shark), 3416 nucleotides long. RefSeq names its product phosphodiesterase 8A (gene pde8a). Gene Ontology annotation, molecular function: 3',5'-cyclic-AMP phosphodiesterase activity. NCBI's taxonomy places the organism in Eukaryota, Metazoa, Chordata, Chondrichthyes, Lamniformes, Lamnidae. Bases 110 to 2671 code for a protein of 853 amino acids. Gene Ontology annotation, biological process: cellular response to epidermal growth factor stimulus; positive regulation of ERK1 and ERK2 cascade; regulation of DNA-templated transcription. The transcript has 22 exons. The record is from RefSeq and is a predicted model, not a curated record.